AUGGAUGUGAUAGCGUCAGCAUUUUUAGAUGAUAACGGAGAAUACAAAGAAAUUGAGUGCGUUAGAGUGGAUGGCGCGACAGACGAAGGCCGUUCUCAUGCUGAAGUGCAAUUUAUCUGGUGCGAGCGCCAUGUAAACAGGAAAACAAAGGUAACACUUGUAACAACUCGGUGUAUCGGGGAUAGUUAUUUAAAUCGCGUCGAACUGCAAAAUGGAUGUUUAAGUCGUGGACACUCGAACACAUUCAUUCCGUCUACUUUACAUGGUGUGCCUUAUUCAGAAAAUGGGGAAUUUGAUAAGAAAUUACAUGGAAAGAACAUGUCUGCUGCCUUGGAUCAGUACAUUAGUCGAGUUGAUGGCACUCCAUGUAUGAAGACUGUAAUCCAUUUGGCAAGAGGUGCCGAAAACCAUGAUUUUGUGUCACGGAGAAGUAAGCUUAUGGUGUUUAUUAAAGGAAAUAAAACGGAAAAGCAAAAUUUGCAGAAGGAAGACCCUACAUUAUUUAAAUAUUUCUCGGAAAUUUGGAAAGUACGUGAUAAUCACAUGGAUAAAAGCUUGCCUGAAAAAUAUGUUUUUAUGCUGAGGUGUUGUGGUAAAUCCACGUUUAAUCCCACAUCCACGGUGUCAGGAAGGUACAGUGCGAUUGAAAAUUAAUACAGGCAAUUUCAGGAAUUUUACUUGAGUCAUAGCGAAUCUUUAUCUUUCGUUCUCUAUAGAAUCCCGAAGACAAAAUCCUGUAGUGGGUACGUCAUUUGCAGGCAGUUUUUGUUUCUGUGGUUUCUCUGAAGGGAAUAAAAGGUAAAUUUUCCUCUGUUUUACCAUGUUAGAAUCACAGGAUUGCCAUCCCUUUAACUAUUUAUUCAGCUGAUGAGAUUUGGGGUCCACCAGCUUUUUUCCUAGUCGUCCCAAAAACACUGCUAUCACGUUUCCUAGUCCAUUCAUUUUUAACAUUUAUUAUUGUAUUAUUUUUUAUUAUUAAUGUUUAAUAAAACAUCAUGCAUUGCAUAAAAUGCACUGCAUAAAAUGCACUUUUUAACUUGAUUUUUAGCUUUAUGAUUUGCUGUGAUCAGUGUGGUCAGUGGUAUCAUGGAAAAUGCAUAAAUGUCACAGAAGUGGAAGCAGAAACCAUUGAAACUUACGUCUUCAAUUCCUGCAAAGAACAUG
Molecule: messenger RNA, 1164 nt
Organism: Paramuricea clavata
Lineage: Eukaryota; Metazoa; Cnidaria; Anthozoa; Malacalcyonacea; Plexauridae
Source: the annotation of a GenBank genome assembly